AUGAAUAACAUUAUUCAUGGCAGUAACCACAGUCAACAAACAGCAGCAGCAGCAGCAACAGACAAUAACAGUCCAACAACCAGCAAUAUUACAACAAUAGAAGAGGAAGAAGAGGAUGACGACGAUGAAACAAGAAAUCUUGAUCAAGAUCCAAACUCUUCUGAUAUCGAUAUCAAUGCAUUGGUAAUUGGACAACAAAUAGGUGCUGGUUCAUAUGGAAUGGUUUAUAAAGGAUCUUACUUUAAAUCUGAAGUUGCAAUUAAAAAGAUUACUUCACAUCAAAGAGAGUUUAAAAAGUAUUUAAAACGUGAAGUUUCUGUAUUAAAAAAUAUUCAACAUCCAAAUAUUGUUCAGUUUAUAGGUGUUUAUUAUGAACCAACAUCAACUACGCAACAAUGUCUUCCUAUUCAUCUUCAAUCAAAUUCUACAUGGAUAGUGACACAAUUUAUUGGAGGUGGUACAUUGUCACAAUUGAUUAAAGAUCAAUCAAAAGAGUUUCCAAUGUCUGUUAGAUUUAAAUUAGCUUUGGAUAUGGCACUUGCCAUGGCCUAUCUUCAUAGCAGAGAUAUUUUAUUCAGAGACUUAAAGUCAAAGAAUAUUCUUAUAGAUACUACAUCUACACUCAUUAGAGCCAAGAUUUGUGAUUUUGGUUUUGCUCGUAUUAAAAUUAAUAACUCUAUGUCGUCUAGUUUAUCAACUAGCAAAAAUAGACAUCUCUCUAUUUGUGGUACCGAUGAAUUCAUGGCACCAGAAGUUAUACUUGGAAUGGAUUAUGAUGAAUCAGCUGAUAUCUUUUCAUUUGGAGUAGUAUUAUUGGAAAUGGCAACAAGAAAGAAAAUAUCUAAAGAAAUCGAAAGAGGACCAAUGAAUGCCUUUGAAAUUCCAGAAGAUACAGCACGUGAUUUGAUUCCAGAAGAUAUACCACCUCUUUUUACAGAAUUGGUCAUUGAUUGUCUACGAUAUCAACCAUUAGAAAGACCAACCUUUUCUCAUAUUAUAUACACUCUCAAACAAUUGGUUUCUCUCUAUCCACUGACAGAUAAUUUCUCAAUGGAAAAUCCAUUAUCACCAAAAUCAUCUCCACAAAUAUCCAGAAAAAAUAGUGCUCCCCAACAACUCCAACAACUCCAACAACUCCAACAACAACAACAACAACAACAACAACAAGAACAAGAACAAUCGCCACUCGAGAGAUCAUUGCUUUUACCAUUAAUUCCAACUCUUUCUAUUAAUGAUAAAUCAUUGUUAAUUGACGAUCCCAAUAAUAAUAAUAAUAAUAAUGAACAAUAUCAGUAUGAUGAUGAUAAUAGACGUAUUGCAUCAGAAGAGGAUUUAGAUUUCGAUGAUGAAGAGACAGCCAAGAGAUUUAUUAGUUUAAAGGAAAGAAUGUUAACAGUACUUGGAGAAUUGGACGACUAUAUUAAACCACUAUCAAGGGAUUUAAUGUCCAUCACAAAAGAAGAAGAGAUCACAGAGCGUUAUGACGAAUGUAGAAAAGUGAUUGAAAUUAAAAAAAUAUUAGGAGAGGUUGUAGAGGAUGAAGUGCAACCACCACUUACACCAAAGAAAACGUCACCUUCUCCAUCAUCCUCUUUUAAUAAUGGACAACCACAAAAUAGGGUUAGCAUAUUUUUAAAAUCAAUGGAUCGAUCACUACAAGAAAUUUUAAAUGGAAUAUCUCAUCUAACCAAAAAGGUGGAAAGAGAUACUAAAUUUAAUAUAGUCGAAGGUGUAAUAAUAGCAAGAGCGCUCAGUAAAAUGAAAAAAAUUAUUCAUAAUAUUGAUAUUUAA
Molecule: messenger RNA, 1791 nt
Organism: Cavenderia fasciculata
Lineage: Eukaryota; Evosea; Eumycetozoa; Acytosteliales; Cavenderiaceae
Gene: kinY
Product: LISK family protein kinase
Exons: 3
Coding region: 1-1791 (596 amino acids)
Biological process (GO): protein phosphorylation
Molecular function (GO): ATP binding; protein kinase activity
Source: RefSeq, a predicted model, not a curated record